Molecule: messenger RNA, 2589 nt
Organism: Penaeus indicus
Lineage: Eukaryota; Metazoa; Arthropoda; Malacostraca; Decapoda; Penaeidae
Product: zinc finger protein 143-like
Exons: 11
Coding region: 180-1793 (537 amino acids)
Biological process (GO): regulation of transcription by RNA polymerase II
Cellular component (GO): chromatin; PcG protein complex; transcription regulator complex
Molecular function (GO): DNA-binding transcription factor activity, RNA polymerase II-specific; RNA polymerase II cis-regulatory region sequence-specific DNA binding
Source: RefSeq, a predicted model, not a curated record
UUCCCAACAUGCCCAGCCACGCCGCCAAUUUUAUACUGUCCUGGGGAUUACAAGAGCUCAGUAACAUACUAGACAAUGAGGGAGAACCUGUUGGCGAGGAGGGCUGUCCCAAUGUCUGUGCGAGGGGCGUUGCGGGCGUGUAACAAGGGCAGGAGAGGGGAAGUGGCUCAACAUGGCGGAUGAGAGGUGGUGUUUUAACGCUGCCGAGGGAGAGAAGAGCGGGUCUAGACGCCGUAUCUUAUGUUGUUUUCAGGACAAUGAAUGAAGGAGUCGUGGCAGUCACUCAGCUCAUGGCUGGGGAAGGGACAGACCUAAUGGAGGAAGGUGUAGAGCACACAAGUGUGGUAGUGGUUGAGGAAGGUGGAGGAGCAGUAACAGUAGAGCUUCCCGAUGGAUCGCAAGCUAUUGUUCGCAGUGCAGUAGCUGAAGAACAUCAAGAGGGUAUGGAGGGAGUAGCUAUACAACUUGAAGAUGGGAGGAUUGAAUACCUCUAUGGUGACACCUUUCUCCAGGCCGUGACAGACCAUCAAGAUCCACUUCUCGUACAAAAUAAUAGUGGGAAAUUUAAUUGCGGUUAUCCAAAUUGUGGGAAAUCUUACUCAUCACAGAAUCAUCUUAAAACUCACCAACGCAACCAUACAGGACAAAGACCUCAUGUGUGUGAGGUGUGCAAGAAAUGUUUUACUACUGGAUAUGCUCUGAAAUCACACUUGAGAACACAUACAGGAGAAAAACCUUUCCAGUGCCCUGACGAGCAAUGUGGAAAGUGUUUCAAGACUUCAGGAGAUCUUCAGAAACAUGUUCGCACACAUACAGGAGAACGUCCUUUCAAGUGUGAAAUGUGUGAUAAGUCGUUUACUACAUCCAAUAUCAGGAAAGUGCAUAUGAGGGUUCACACUGGAGAGAAACCAUAUGAGUGUCAGCAUGAAGGAUGUGGAAGAAAAUUUGCCUCUGCUACAAAUUACAGAAAUCAUUGCAGAAUUCAUACUGGAGAAAAACCCUAUGUUUGCUCUGUUGAGAAUUGUGGCAAGAGAUUUACUGAAUAUUCUUCACUGUAUAAACACCACAUGGUCCAUAAUCAACAGAAGCGAUAUUAUUGUGCACAGUGUGGUCGAUUCUAUAGGCAGCUUUCUACUUUGGCAGUCCAUAAGCGAACAGUCCAUAAUGUGAUUGAAAGUGAUGAUGGCCAAGUACUGUGGAUGGGAUCGGAAAUAGACAUGGGUCUGUUAACUGAAGACCAAGAUGGAGGAGACAUUACAACAGAGGAAGGGAGUUCUGUCAGUCAUGUCGCAAGCACUUCAUCUAAUGCGAGAACUGUCCAUAUUCCUGUGUCUGGUGGACUUAUGGUUAAGAAAGAGAUGAUUCCAGGCACAAUACUGAAUGCACAAUUAUCCUUGGAUGAUGGUUGCAUUAGGAUGCCCAGUGUAGAAGUUGGAAACCUAAUAAGUGGGGAUGCAUCUGGUGACACUUUGAUACAAGAUGACCGUAGUUCGACUCUGUCAAAUUUGGAUAUUGACAGUGCAGGAAAUGGCUCCAUCUUAGUCCUCACAGAUCCAUCACAACUAGCAGCAUUGCAACAGUUAGCAGUGGCUAGUGGAAGUACUGAGGGGAGUGGUGAUCAGAACGUUGGAGACACUGUGGAAGUUAUUAGAUUAGAUGACUUCACAGCUGUAGCAGAAUCCACUAUCACAGAAGACCUGGUGGAAAGUGUGGAUGCUAAACAGAAUGACUGGGAAAGCAAAGGAAAAAUUAUUGUGAUUAAAGAAAUAGAAACUAAAGGGAAGAAGACAUGAGUAUGGUGUAAACUGGUGUUUCAUUUUUAUGUACUAAUUCAAGGGAAAGAAAGAUAUGCUAUGGUUUUUGGAAAGUGGAAUAUUGAAGUGCUUUAGUGAGUUACUAGUAAAAGUUUGACAGGGUAAUAUGUUAAUUGCAAAUGACUUUAAAAAAUUUAAUAAAUUGAGCACUUCAAUAUGUGUAAUUUAACCUGAUAUAAUAUAGCUAUAAGUUAAGAAUGUUAUUUAUAUAUGGUAUUUAUCUGUUGAUGUGUUGCAUGAUUAAUAAUGAUAAAUACAAAACUUGUAAGUGCUUCCUAAUGUUAAUCUUUUUGGUAUAACAAAAAAAAAAUAUGAAAAUAUAAAACAAAAACAUUACAACCAAUUUUUUUUGGCAGCAGGAUUAGUAUUUAUGGCACCAAAGACCAAGGAGGGUCUUAUUUUCCCAGUAAAGUUCUCAAAAUAAGCCAUGUCAAUUCACUUAUGAUACUACAUCUUGAAAGGUUAUAGAUAAUUGUUGGAGCUCUGCUCAGAGGAGUUAAGAAAGGCAUUUUGGUGUCCAGUUGGUUAAGUACAGUGCAAGUUAUAAUUUGAAAAUAAAAAAAAAUCAUGUUGAGUUUGGCAGGUGAUGUAAUUAGCCACAACACUGUGAUAAGUACUGCUAAUUAAAUUAUUACUUUUUACCAAAUAAUAAACAAGAUUAUACAUGGCAUCCUCAGCUUUAGUUAAUGUUUUAUAUCCAGUUGUCAUGAAAGACUUCAUAUUGAGUGUUUAGUAACUGGUUUCUUAUUGUUGUCGAGAAUACAAGUAAUUCAGA